AUGUCCCACCACAGGAGUAGUUUCAGUCAAUACUCGCAGUCAUUCAGCCAAAAUUUAGAUGAUUUCACCGAUGCUGAGCUGAUAAAACAAGUACACGACUUGAAGCAACAAAUAAAGGUUAUCAACUUGGAGAACGAAAUCUUAGAGAAGACUAUAAUGAGAUUAGAACCUGCAUUGAUGAAUGGCGUACAACAAGCUUUAGAUUACGCGAACAGGCUAGCCAGCAGUUCGUCGUUAAACGUCGGCAGUUUUGUUAAAUCGCAAAAGUCUGGCUUCGACUUCUCCGCGAGCCCUUCUAGGCUGCUGCAAAGCCCUUCGAAAGUAUCAACAACAAGACGAGUAGAUUCAUCAGCGAGGAUGGGAGGUACUGUCAUAUUCGGGACUGGUCCGAGGAUCAACGUUUUGGAACGUUCAGAAUUGGUUACUACGGAAAAAGAGAUUCUGGUAAUGAACAUGGAAAAGGAAAGAACAAAGGCUGCGAAACAACAAGCCCUUUUAAAGGCACAGUUGGAGGAGAUUGAUGUAAGGGAGGUAGAUAUACAGAAGGCGUGCGUGAUGUUCAAUCAAGAAGUUAUAGUAGAUGGUUGGGAUAAGAUAGCUCAGAGGAUACCAGCUGAAAUUUGGAUCAGAUUCAUGAUGGAAUGGGUUAAAAUUACAGACAGUCAAAUUGGAAAACUGCGCCUGAGAACUAGUACCCUGAACACUCAAUACAGCAAAUUGAAAGGCCAAAUCAAGGACAAAGCAGAACUUAGUGAAAGUCUGUGUCCGGUCGAUUUCGAGAAACUAGAAAUCGAAAACGGAGAAUGCGUAGCAAUAAUAGACAAGAAACUGCAACAAUUGGGAGAGCUGAAAAAGAUGACCGGUGAAGCUAAUUUAAAUCUUUCUGUACAUAAAAAAGCAAUGAUGGAGCAAAAUAACUAUUUGUCAAGUAUUAUAAAAACAAUAAAAGACAGACAAAGAAUGAUAUUGGAAUUGGAUAAAGAAAGGGACACGAUUAAAAUACAAGCUGAUAGUUUAGCGCAACAACUGGAUGAAGUGAAGAAAGUUAGGGACAUGUAUGAAGUUCCAGAGGGUGCAUAUACAAAGAAUUACUUUGAAUUCGGUGAUAAAGAAAUUGAAUUCAAUGUUACGGAAAUAGAGUUUCAGAGUUUCUCAGCUUUAGAAAGUUCUGAAUCGAUGUGA
Molecule: messenger RNA, 1182 nt
Organism: Diatraea saccharalis (sugarcane borer)
Lineage: Eukaryota; Metazoa; Arthropoda; Insecta; Lepidoptera; Crambidae
Source: the annotation of a GenBank genome assembly